AUGCGGAGGCAUUUCAGCGUAAUGAUUGCGAGGACAACUUGGGCGACGGCAUGCGGAACGGACAUCAAUUUCUACAAGGCGACUUCCAGCCGGGCCGGCCGCCCUUUCGCCGUCGUCGAGUUUAAAAGGCGGACAUUCAUCAGGAGGGCUGAAAUGGACGCGGCUCUCCGGAAAUACGAGCCGACCGCCGCGGCCGCCGCGGCCGAUGUCGCUACCUACCUGACCGAGACCGGAAUCACCCUUGCUGAGAUGAUUCUCGUCUAA
Messenger RNA from Diaporthe amygdali, 264 nucleotides. RefSeq lists its product as uncharacterized. NCBI's taxonomy places the organism in Eukaryota, Fungi, Ascomycota, Sordariomycetes, Diaporthales, Diaporthaceae. The record is from RefSeq and is a predicted model, not a curated record. Bases 1 to 264 code for a protein of 87 amino acids. The transcript is spliced from 3 exons.